AUGACGGCCGAGAUUUGGCCCCUAGUGCUCGCUGCGGUUGCGAUCGCAGUCGCCGCGGCGGCGGCGGAGAAGAAACUGAUCGUGGCGGUGGAGGGGCUGGUGAGUUGCCAGGCGUGCGGGAGCGCGGGGGCGUGGGACCCGGCUGCGGCACGGCCGAUGCCGGCGGCGAGGGUGGCGAUGACGUGCAGCGACCACCGGGGGCGGGUGGUGCUCUACCGAGCCGCGACAGCGGACGACAAUGGCUACGUGUUCGCGGAGCUGUACACGACGACGAUGCGCGGAGGGUACUUCGACCCUGCCGAGGCGUGCACAGCUCGACUCCUCGCCUCGCCGGACCACCGCUGCAGCGCCGCCACCGACAUCAACGGCGGGGCGCGGGGGGCGCCUCUCCGGUUCCAGAACACGACCAUCCCAGGAGAGUACGUGGACAUCGACGUCUACGUGACGGGGCCAUUGGCCUUCCGGCCACCGCACUGCCCGACGAAGAUCGCCGACUAA
This is a messenger RNA of Zingiber officinale, 498 nucleotides long. RefSeq lists its product as uncharacterized. The coding region runs from base 1 to 498 and encodes 165 amino acids. The record is from RefSeq and is a predicted model, not a curated record. The transcript has a single exon. NCBI's taxonomy places the organism in Eukaryota, Viridiplantae, Streptophyta, Magnoliopsida, Zingiberales, Zingiberaceae.